Molecule: messenger RNA, 561 nt
Organism: Alligator sinensis (Chinese alligator)
Lineage: Eukaryota; Metazoa; Chordata; Crocodylia; Alligatoridae
Product: cytochrome c oxidase assembly protein COX11, mitochondrial
Exons: 4
Coding region: 4-519 (171 amino acids)
Cellular component (GO): mitochondrial inner membrane
Molecular function (GO): copper ion binding
Source: RefSeq, a predicted model, not a curated record
GGCAUGGUGGGACUGGCCUACGCCGCCGUGCCGCUCUACCGCCUCUACUGCCAGACCACUGGACUCGGGGGGUCGGCGGUGGCAGGUCACGGCUCAGACCACAUCGAGACUAUGGAACCCGUUAAAGAUCGGAUCAUCAAGGUCACGUUCAAUGCCAACGUGCACGCGAGCCUACACUGGAAUUUCAGACCUCAGCAAAAUGAAAUAUAUGUGGUACCAGGAGAGACUGCACUAGCCUUUUACAAAGCAAAGAAUUCAACUGACAAACCUGUAAUUGGCAUCUCUACCUAUAAUGUGGUGCCUUUUGAAGCUGGGCAGUACUUCAAUAAAAUACAGUGUUUUUGCUUUGAAGAACAGCGGCUGAAUCCCCAUGAGGAAGUGGACAUGCCUGUCUUCUUCUACAUUGAUCCUGAAUUUGCGGAGGACCCCAAAAUGGCCAAAGUUGAUCUGAUCACACUUUCUUACACUUUUUUUCAAGCAAAGGAUGGACAAAAGUUGCCUCUUCCAGGUUAUCAGUAAUAUACAAUAUUGACACUGAAUAAAAUCUCUGGUACCUGCCAA